GACUUCAACUCGUUUGCAGAGAUAAUGGAAUUCUGGGGCUACCCGUACGAGGACCAUUUGGUGGAGACAAGAGACGGGUUCUUGCUUGGCACACAUCGGAUCACUGGUCCCCGUGGCGGACCCGUACAGCAGCACCAGCAGCACCAGCAGCACCAGCAGCACCAGCAGCCGCCGCAGUCAUCGGGAGGAAAACCUGUAGUUUUGUUCUGGCACGGAUUCAUGCUCAACUCUGAGUGCUUUGUAUGCCAUCCCGACUGGAUCAACAUCCUGCCUCUGCGUCUGGCGGAGGCCGGCUACGAUGUCUGGCUUGGAAACUCGCGCGGCAACAAGUACUCGUACAAACACAUGAAAUACACGCCUGAUCAGAAGCGGUUCUGGAACUUUUCGAUCGACGAGAUUGCCAACAUCGAUGUACCCACGACUGUUGACUAUAUUCUCAAGGAAACGGGCGCAAAGACAUUGACAUAUAUCGGCUUCAGCCAGGGAUCGGCACAGAUGUUCAUGACGCUGUCACGCAACAAGGAGCUGAAUUACAAGGUCGAACAUUUUAUUGCACUGGCACCAGCGUCCACUCCGCGCGGCUUCCACAACAGGGUUGUUGACUACUUCAUCAGGGCCACGCCGCACAUGCUCUACUUGCUGUUUGGCCGCCGCCGUGCCAUGAAGCUGGUAUAUUUCUGGGUCAACAUACUUCCGCGCGACAUUUACGUGGCUGCACUCGAUUUUUGUGUUAACCUUCUCUUUGGCUGGCGCACCCGCAACAUGUCGCAGGAAACAAAACACAUCGUCUACUGGCAUCUGUACUCGUACACUAGCGUCAAGGCGAUCGUGCACUGGAUGCAAAUUAUACGCUGCGGUGAGCUGCAGAUGUACGACGAGGACCCGCCUGCCUACCCACAAGGGUACACAAUGGGUCCGCUGACCCACUGGAACAACACCUAUCCGCUAAAGAGGAUCAACACCCGACUGUCCCUGUUCUAUGGCGGAUCAGACUCGCUAGCCUCUGUCGACACGCUAGUUGAAGAACUCUCUAUCGUGCCCGAGGAAUGCAUGCGGUUCUCACACUACGAGCACCUCGACUUUUUGUGGGCUGAUGAUGUCGGCACCCUGGUGUACCCCAAGGUCCUGGCUCUGCUA
Molecule: messenger RNA, 1137 nt
Organism: Linderina pennispora
Lineage: Eukaryota; Fungi; Kickxellomycota; Kickxellomycetes; Kickxellales; Kickxellaceae
Product: alpha/beta-hydrolase
Exons: 2
Biological process (GO): lipid metabolic process
Molecular function (GO): hydrolase activity, acting on ester bonds
Source: RefSeq, a predicted model, not a curated record